GCAACACUCCGUGAACGAAAACGGAGAUAGUACAGUCAGUAUAGUGGUAGUAUGCAUUAUGCACACUCGCCAGUAGUAGUAAAAUGGCGAAGGCGAACGUCGAGACGUCGGGGCUCCGAUUGCGCCCCAACACCGUCGAGGAAAAUCGCACAGUCCUCAGGGAGAUCCAGACCAGGAAGGAGGUGGACGCGAGGAAGCAGGACGAGCUCAAUGCACUGUUUGACCGCAUCAACGCCGAGUGCGCCUCCAGGUCGCUCAAGGAGAAGAAGAAGCUGCUGCAGCAAGCAUCGUCAGCUGAGAAACUCCUGGAGAAGGUAAACACAGUUCACUAUGGACCGCUACCUGGAUUUCCAUCUGGUACAUGGUGGGGUAUCCGAAUGGACUGCUCCAGAGACUGCAUACAUGAGCCCUUUAAUGAAAACAUCCAUGAUGGUCCAUAUGGGGCAGUAUCCAUUUGCACGUCCCACUUGAACGCUCAUAAUGAUGUGGAUUUUGGAGACACAUUGACUUUCACAAGCCGGGAAUACAGUGCAACAGAUCACUCCAAAGAUUCUUUGAUUUUAAGUUACCAGAAUAGGGUACCUAUAAGACUUGUAAGAAGUUAUUGCCUUUCAAAUAAUUAUGCUCCAAAAACAGGAUACAGGUAUGAUGGAUUGUACACAGUAGUCGAUCAUUGGAUAGGUGUCUCUCCAGAUACUACAAAGCACAGAAAAUUUGUGCUAACAAGAGUAUUAGAUCAAGAGAGUCCAACAUGGGCAGAAAGAAUUUCUGGAAGAGUUAAAAAAAGCAUUACUCCUAGACUCACUAGAAGUCAAAAGGUGGUCAAAACUCAAGAGCCAAAUGCAGCAAAAUUUACGUACAAAAAGGUUGAGGUAGAGCCAAAAGUUGGCAGUGUCAGUGCUAUAGUGUCUAGACAGGUCUUCAACAAGUGUAUCCCUGGAUCACCAGAUAGUUCUCCAAAGUCUGUUUCUAGUACUGACUCUCAAAGUUAUUGUCACAACACUUGUCCAACAAAAUUGUGCAAUACAAACUUAUCCAUUCGCACAAACCUCUACGAUUCUUCACAGAAACUUCAAGAUGUCAAAAAAGCCAUGACAAUGACGUUGUGCAAAAUCAUUAAACCCAAUCAAACUACACAGCUUGUACAGAAAAAUUGUCAGGAGGAUGUGGAAAAGAUUAACACAGACUCAUCGAAUACAGAAGUGAUGAACAAAAAUUUAUCAAACAAUAUUCAACAGGAAUCCACAGAAAAGAAAAUCAAAAAGGUCACUUGGGCAGACUCCUGCACCUCCACUUCUAGUUGCAUCGAAAAAUCUGUUCCAACAGCAGGUAACGGAUUUCAGUACAGUGGCUCUGAUGUGGUUGAUGGAUUCAGCCCCACCUCGCCCAAGAAGUGCGGCGUCCUUAAGUACAACAAUGUCGCUGAGAUAACUUCACCACCUAAGAUGCCAAGAACCAGACCCAACAUCUUGCGGAACUCCAGUACAAGAAGCACAUCUCAACACGUUGUUCAAAUCCAUUCCAGGUCAAACGUGGUGCAGACUAACUUCUCAACAAAGUCCGAGACAUUGAGCAAAGAGACUGAACAGUCGGAGAACAAGCCUUCCUCUUCGAGCAUAGACUCGCUGGCGCCGGACAAGCUGGUGAACAUGAUCGUCAAGGAGAAGUAUCAUCCGAUGGCCAAACUACUGAUAGGGAACAUGAUUGGUUUAGAGAACCAGGAGUCAGCUAUCCUCACCGCUUACAACACUCUCAGUUCAAAGGUAGACCAAGACGACUCGAAGACAUCGUCUAAGGAGAGCAAGCUGAGAAGCUUUUACAUCAGCAACAAGAGCAGGAAGAACGGUAUGCUGAAAAAGCAGCAGCGUCGAGAGAUCGCGAAUCUAAUUAUUGAUGCCAAGUUCGACACCGGGACGAGAAGCUCGAGAAAUCGCAGGUUGCGUUCAAUCAGGAGACGACUGUCCAAAUCUGAAAUAUCGCAAAGGAAGCUAAUGAACGCAAGGAGGAUACAGUCGCGACCUUUAAACAACAAGGAGAUACGCAGCACGACAGCCAGAGAGGCACAGCCAAAGAAACCCGAAAAGAGAAAAACAGAAGAAGUAGUUGUGUCAAAGCGUUCGAAGAUGGUUUCUACGUCAACACAGUGUACUCUGCUCAAGGCGCCUGCGGUCGAUCAAGCAAUACAGACUGGGAUUAUAGAUAUUUCUCCAUCGGAGUCAGAGAUUAAAGUGGAGUUUGUGGAUUUGGAUGAUAUCAAAUCAGAGCCUUGUGAUGUAGAAUCUAACUGCGAGGACGUUAAUAUAGAAAUUGGUACCAAUCCUAUUAGGAGAGCACAUUUUGGUAGCUCCGCAUUCGCACCAGUGAAUACAGCAGACAGUGGCUAUCGAAUAGCCCGUUUACGCUCAAUUGGUUUUAGACCGAUAAAUAGCUGCUCUCCGAUGGAAGACGAAGACUCGAACCAAGCGUCUUCAAGACCGGACGUCGACGAAGAGUACAACAAAUACACCAGUGAAGAGACCGACAUAGUCGGCUACAUGGAAGAACAACUGCACUUUGAGGAUAUAGAAGAUGAAGUGAUAGAAAUAGAUCCAACUGAGCAAACAUCCCAAAAACGGAUACAAAAGAAAUUAUGUUCGCCGAAACCAGUCGAGUCUUUGUUAGAGGAAGAUUUCGAUAAACCCUGGCAUGGGUGGAAGCAAAUUUCCGUCGACGGUAGGGUUUACUGGUCCGGCUAUUAAUUUAUUUUAAUUUAUUUUUUUUAAGCGGUUUAAAUUUGCCGCUAUCGUUACUGAAAUUUUGUUUUGAAAUCUUUUUGAUUAUUGAUUGUUUUGGUUUUAUCGAAGUUCUUUCAUUUGAUCAAUGUGUUAAAACCAUUUAUUUAAUAAUUGGUUGAUUAUAAUCUUGUCGAACAUGAUAAUAAUUGGAAGAUUUUUUAAGAUCUAAAUGAAGAUAAUUUAGAUACUAGAUAUAUUUUUAGUGUAAACAAGACUUUUCUUGGUUUAUCAAACUAUAAAGAGAGUCAACAUAGAUUUGCGACAUUUUACAAAAUACUGUAGUUACAUUGGUAAGCUGUUUACUGAGUGCUCUAAGCACUUUCUCUUUUUAAACUAUUAAUUUUAGCGAAUGCUGGCCAUUCCCAAAGAUUGUUAUUUUGGCUGCCUCUUGUAUAUAUACAGUAAAUUGAAAAAUGAUUUGAUUCUCUCUGUAAUAAGUGUUCUAAAACGCUGGAUAUCACUAGAUACUUAUAUAUUUGUUAAUACUGAGUUUAGUGAAAAUUUUUAAUUGACUUUAUUUAACUAUUUGAUAGUGAUUAAUAAAAAAUAUAAAUCAGAAGAAUUUAAUUGAAAGUAUUAUUUAGCCUUUAAUACUUUUGUAAAUAUUUCGAUGAAUUAGUUAAAACUUGAAAUUUAUUUAUAGUUUUUUAUAUUUAAAAUGGGGAAAAAUGUUGAAUGAUAAACUUACAAUACUAUAAGAAUUUACUAUAAGGUUAAAAAUAUGUAAACCAAGAAACUCAACCUUAGACAAAUUACUAAAAUUCUAUAUUUUGUAAUUAUAUUUACAUCAAAUAGAAAUAUUCAUAAUAAAAAAAUCUGGUAUUUCCAUUAUAAUAAAUUUUAAGAACUACACCUUACAAAAUUUUUAUUAUUUUUAUACUAAACAAAUCGAAAAUUUAAAUAGAAAUAGAAAUUAUUAGUAUUACUCAAUAGUAGGGUAUUGGUAGUGAUGUCCAGUUUUGCGUUUAAGGCAAUGCUAUCAGUUGUUUUCUGACUAAAAAUUAGUAAACAACGUUCGAAAUUAAAAUUAAAUUAUUCACAAAAUAGAGAAGGUCAGUAUAUAACAUUUAGAUGUUUUGAACAUAUUUUGAGACCUCAUAUCCAAUAAUUUCUUGUAUUUAUGUAUUAUAUAUAUAAAUUAGUACACUCUUGUAAAAAGUAAAACACGAAAGGAAUCGUGAUUAUUAUAUAAUUUUUAUACUUAUAUUGGCGAACUGUGCAGUAUGUCUACGUGUAAUAUGCAAUGCUCGAACUAACAAAGUGCCUGAUUAAUCCCAAGCUUGAUUAAAAAAUGAUAGGCAAAUGGUAGAGAGCUAUAUACAGUUCAACAGAAAUUAUCGUGAGUAAAAAGGAGAAAAUGCUGAGAAUAUCUAUAAUAUACGAGUCAUCUUACGAAGACUUAAAUUUCAAAUUAAACGAAAUGAUACAUUAAGUUUUUGAGAAUUUUCUUUUUUUUUCGUUUCGAGCUGUGUGAUAAAUAUGCCUGCUGAUGUACUAAACACUUGUAAUUAUGUGUUGUUUAAUUGAGAAAACUUUAUGUAUGAAAUAUGUUUUAUAUAGAUAUUGCAAAGAUAAACUGAUUUUUGCAAAUAUUAUUUUAAUGUUAUUAUUCGUAACUGAUCAAAUUUUAUUAAUUUCUCAUAUAUUGCAUGAAUUUAACGUUUUUUUUUCAACAUGUACAUUUUUUUAUUGCUCUUAAUUAAUCUCGAAAUUUUAUCGAUGAAGUGAUCUCUGUAAAUACUUCUUAUAUUAUAUUUAUUAUUGUGAAACUGAUACAUGAGUAAAUAAACUAAUUUCAAGGUA
Molecule: messenger RNA, 4577 nt
Organism: Nasonia vitripennis (jewel wasp)
Lineage: Eukaryota; Metazoa; Arthropoda; Insecta; Hymenoptera; Pteromalidae
Exons: 4
Coding region: 84-2738 (884 amino acids)
Biological process (GO): protein ubiquitination; negative regulation of gene expression via chromosomal CpG island methylation
Molecular function (GO): ubiquitin protein ligase activity
Source: RefSeq, a predicted model, not a curated record